Messenger RNA from Prorocentrum cordatum, 1416 nucleotides. The record is from the annotation of a GenBank genome assembly. NCBI's taxonomy places the organism in Eukaryota, Dinophyceae, Prorocentrales, Prorocentraceae.
AUGCGGGAGGUGAAGCUGGAGCCCGACGUCAUCAACCUACAGUGCUGGGAUCAGCGCGUGCGAGAAGGGCGAGCAGUGGCAGCCGGCGCUUGCGCUGCUGAGCGAGAUGCGGGAGGCGAAGCUGGAGCCCGACGUCACCUUCAGCUACAGCGCUGGGAUCAGCGCGUGCGCGAAGGCCGAGCAGUGGCACGAGCAGUGGCAUCAGGCUUUGUCACUGUUCAGGGGGAUGCAGGAGGCCAAAGUGGUGCCCAACACCAUCUGCUACAGUGCUGGGAUCAGCGCGUGUGGGAAAGGCGGGCAGUGGCAGCGGGCUCUCUCGCUGCUCAGCGAUAUGCGGGAGGCGAAGUUGGAUGCCGACGUUAUCAGCUACUGCGCUGGGAUCAACGCGUGUGCGAAAGUCAAGCAGUGGCAGCAGGCCCUGCUGCUGCUCAGCGAGAUGUCAGAAGCGGAGUUGAAGCCAGACGUCAUUUCUACAACGCUGGGCUCAGCGCGUGCGAAAGGGGAGAACAGUGGCAGCGGGCCCUGUCGCUGCUCAGCGAGAUGUGGAAGUCGAAUUUGGAGCCCAGCGUUAUCUUCAGCUACAACGCUGGGGUCAGCGCGUGCGAGAAAUGCGAGCAGUGGCAGGGGGCAUUGUCGCUGCUGCGCGAUAUGGGGGAGGCGAAGCUGGACCCCGACGUCAUCUUCAGCUACAACGCUGGUAUCAGCGCAUGUGAGAAAGGCGAGCAAUGGCAGCUGGCCAUGUUGCUGCUCAGCGAGAUGUGGGAGACGAAGUUGGAAGCCAAUGUCAUUAGCUACAGCGCUGGGAUCAGCGCGUGCGAGAAGGGCGAGCAGUGGCAACGGGCCCUGUCGCUACUCCGCGGGAUGGUCGAGGCGAAGUUGGAGCCCAACGUUAUCUUCAGUUACAACGCUGGGAUCAGCGCGUGCGAGAAAGGCGAGCAGUGGCAGCUGGCCAUGUCGCUGCUCAGCGAGAUGUGGAAGGCGAAGUUGGAAGCCAACGUCAUUAGCUACAGCGCUGGGAUCAGCGCGUGCGAGACAGGUGCACGGUGGCUGCAGGCUCUGUCGCUGCUGCGCGAGAUGCGCGAGAACACAUUGGAGCCCAACGUCGUCAGCUACAGCGCUGGGAUCAGCGCAUGCGUGAAAGGCGGGCCGUGGCAGCAGGCCCUGUCGCUGUUCAGCGACAUGCAGGGGGCAUCGGUACAGCCCGACGCCAUUAGCUAUAAGUGCGGGGUCUUUGCGUACGAGAAGGGCGAGCAGUGGCAAUGUGCGCUGUCCGUGGUCGGCGAAAUGUAUUUGAGGAAACUGGAUCCGGACUUCGAAACCUACGGUGCUGUUGCCAGCAUGUGCGAACAAGGCAGGGAAUGGAGCCUGGCGCCGUCGUUGUUCGGGAAGGUGUGUGAGUUACUCAUGGUGGGAUGA